AUGGGAGCCGCACGGACGAAGACGGUCAAAAACAAGCACGCCACUCGUGGCUCUGGCAUCAAAAACAGCAAGGCCGCCAGCAGGAUCGAGAAUGACCCCGUCGUCAAAGCGAAGAAGGUCAAGGAUGGCAGGAAGGCGCCCGUGAAACCGGGCCAGCUCGCCAAGGAGCUGCAGAAGAAGCGCAAGAAGAAGGUCUACAGCGAGAAGGAGCUCGACAUACCAGCGCUGAACAUGGUGACGCCCAUCGGCGUGGAGAAGCCCAAGGGCAAGAAGAAGGGCAAGGUCUUUGUCGAUGACCGGGAGAGCAUGAACACGAUUCUAUCCAUAGUCCAGGCCGAGAAGGACGGCCAGAUCGAGUCCAAGAUGAUGAAGGCGCGGCACAUGGAGGCCAUCCGCGAGGCACGCAAGCAGGAGACCGAGAAGAAGGCGGCGGAGCGGAAGCAAAAGCUGGACGAAACCAAGGAUUCGCUGCGCAAGAAGCGCAAGAGGCCGGAGCGCUCCGAGGCGGACGACGACAAGGCCAACGAGAGGUCCAUGAGGCACGUCGAGCUUCAGGGCACCAAGGCCGUCAAGCCGAAGAAGAAGAAGCGCGUGUCUUUUAUCGAGUGA
Messenger RNA from Diaporthe amygdali, 609 nucleotides. RefSeq lists its product as uncharacterized. Gene Ontology annotation, molecular function: mRNA binding. Gene Ontology annotation, biological process: intracellular mRNA localization; ribosomal large subunit biogenesis. The record is from RefSeq and is a predicted model, not a curated record. The transcript has 2 exons. The coding region runs from base 1 to 609 and encodes 202 amino acids. Gene Ontology annotation, cellular component: preribosome, large subunit precursor; nucleolus. Lineage: Eukaryota; Fungi; Ascomycota; Sordariomycetes; Diaporthales; Diaporthaceae.